AUGGAAUUCCCAAAUAUAGGCAAACAAUGUGCGCAUUCUCAAUGUAAACAAUUGGACUACCUUCCACUUGUUUGUAAAUGUGGUGAAAUUUUCUGCUCAGAGCAUUAUAAUGGACAUAUUCAACAUUGCGAAGUUGCCAACCCCAUUAUAGAAGCCAAAUCAAAUAAUCAAGUUGAAAGUGUAUUCAUUUGCUCUCAUCUUGAUUGCAAAAAAAGAGAUAUUGUUCCCCUAAUAUGUGGAAGAUGCCAAAAACAUUAUUGCGUUGAACAUAGACAUUUGGCAGUGUGUAAUGAUAAAGAUGAAGAAACAUUAAGAACUGAAAAAGAAAAAUUUUCAGCCCCCAUGAGAGCAUUUAAUGAAGCAAAAGCUAUUGUUGAUAAACAGCUGGAUAAAAAUCUUUAUGAGUUGAAGAAGAAUCCAAAAAAUCGAGACAUUGCAAAGAAAGUUCUAUUAAUGAAGAUCAAAAACAAAGCUACUGGACUUACAACAGUGCCAAUGCUUAAUCGAGUUUAUUUCAAUGUAACAUAUGCUGAAAACUCUCUUCCCAUAUUUGUUUCCAAUCAGUGGAGCCUUGGAAGAGCAAUAGAUGCUAUCGCACAAGAAAUGAAGCUUCGGAAUGAUAAUAACAAAGCUACGGACACAAAACUAAGAUUGUUCAAAGAACAGGGGAAUGCAAGUAUUUCAUCUGAUUUGUCAAUUACCAUAAAGGAACUUAUUGAUCAUCAUGUAUUAUUUGAUGGUGAUAGUUUACUUAUAAAAUACGUGAAAAUUAGUUGAAUCAUUUGAUACUAAUAAUAUAUCAUUUUAUUGUUGAGCUAACUAAUAUUUUAAAGAACAAACACACUUCAAAAUUAAAAAUAUAUUUAUGAAAUAAA
Messenger RNA from Diorhabda carinulata, 875 nucleotides. RefSeq names its product AN1-type zinc finger protein 1-like. The record is from RefSeq and is a predicted model, not a curated record. Gene Ontology annotation, cellular component: cytoplasm. Bases 1 to 777 code for a protein of 258 amino acids. Lineage: Eukaryota; Metazoa; Arthropoda; Insecta; Coleoptera; Chrysomelidae. The transcript is spliced from 2 exons.